AUGGGAGUCGAGGAGAGUCAAGACGAUGAUGUGAUGGCGUCUGAGCGGACGAGCCUGGCCGAGCGAAUCCAAAGCAACAAGGACCGGAGUGCACGACGAAGGGAGUCACUCAGACUGGACAGGGUCCUAAAGAAGCGCCAAAGUCAACCUCGCGCUGAGAAAUCGCCGGAGCUUCAGGAAGAGCCUCCAAACAUCAUGACCGAGCUAUACGACAUAUCCGACUUGGUGGAGCUGGAGAGAGAGAGGGUGAGGACGGAGGGUACCUAA
This is a messenger RNA of Ectocarpus siliculosus, 267 nucleotides long. NCBI's taxonomy places the organism in Eukaryota, Phaeophyceae, Ectocarpales, Ectocarpaceae. The record is from the annotation of a GenBank genome assembly.